Hevea brasiliensis (rubber tree) is the source of this 1497-nucleotide messenger RNA. RefSeq names its product ribonuclease MRP protein subunit POP4. Gene Ontology annotation, cellular component: ribonuclease MRP complex; ribonuclease P complex. Bases 355 to 1257 code for a protein of 300 amino acids. NCBI's taxonomy places the organism in Eukaryota, Viridiplantae, Streptophyta, Magnoliopsida, Malpighiales, Euphorbiaceae. The transcript has 8 exons. Gene Ontology annotation, biological process: rRNA processing; tRNA 5'-leader removal. Gene Ontology annotation, molecular function: ribonuclease P RNA binding. The record is from RefSeq and is a predicted model, not a curated record.
AUAUAUAUAUAUAUAUAAUUUUCCGGGGUCUCGUUGCGAUCUUUCUGCAGACUGCGGCCGGCCUCUGGUGGUCACUCUCGCGCUGUCUGGAUUCACGCAGUACUCUCUCAUUGCCAUCUGUUCCUCCACCUCAACCUCUCUCUAUCUUUCUAUUUAUCGUCGCCAUCCAAUCUUUGUGUCGCCCCUCAGUCUCGCCUUUGGACAGAACCAAUCUCUCCGCCUCUCAACCUCGCCGCUGCACAGAAGCAAUCCGCUGCCCCUCAUCCUUCCCGCAUCACAGAAGCAAUCUAUCGCAGGAUUGGUUUCUAUCAGGUCACACAAACAGAGUUAGAAGCUGAACAUCACCCAGCUUCAAUGGGCUGUGAUAGUGUUUCUCAGGAUCAGAAAAAACGCACUUUGGAGGCAUUGGAGAGAAGGUUUGCUGUAGCCAAAGCUGAGCUAAUUCAGCAACAAAAGAAAACCCAAAAACAGGAAGAUAGAAAAGAAAAUAACAAUACCACCAACUCCCUUUCCUCUGUUGCUCCUCCUGUGCAUUUUCCACCUUCUCCAAUCACUCCCUUCUUGAAUAGCUUGUCAAAAAAAGAUCUCGAGGAAAAUGGUCCGGCAUAUUCUCAGCUCUCCCAUCCUGUACAUGAGAACCUGUUGACAACAAGUGUCAAGUUUCAAAGUAAAAGAGGAAGCAUGGCGGACAUGAUAUUGCAUGAACUUCUUCAACAUGGUGAUUCUGCCCAAAAAUACAUACAAGGAUCCAGAGGCAAAAAAAUUGACAAUUGGAUCCUUCUUGAUAAUUAUGCACAAGGACGUGGCAAAUCUACCAGCUCUCAUAUUAGAGCUUUGAAAGCCCACUCAAGGCGCUCUAAAAGGCACAUGUCUAUGAAGCAACAUAAAAAAUGUGGAUCUUUUGUUCUGCCCCAAGAUCUCCAAAAGUUUGCUGUUUUUAAGCCAAUGCAUGAGAUGUGGAAAGGCUACAUGAUGCAGCUUCUCAAAAAUACUGGGACAAAUCAAUUGGCUCAGUGUCUUCUUAGUGCUGAUCUACAUGGUGCUGUUAUUCUGGUUGCUCAGUGUAAGGUAGCAUCUUUCACUGGAAUUAGUGGUAUAAUGAUUCGCGAAACAGCAGAAACAUUUGGGAUAAUAGCACAAGAUGACAAAUUUUGGGUAGUGCCCAAAAAGUUUUCUGUUUUCAUAUUCCAAGUUGAUUGCUGGAAGAUCACAUUGCAAGGAGACAAACUGACCUCAAGAAAUUUGGGCUUGUCAUAGUCAUAUUUCUAUUUAAUCUCAGGAAUCUUGUUCGUGGUAACCCAAAAUAGUUUUUAUUCCAAUUGUAUCUUGCUAGAACUUAACUGAAACAAAAAGGGAAAAAAAAGGCUGAGAACUAGGUUCUCAGAAAAUUUUGUGAUACAAUACAGAAUGAAGGUUGGAUUUUUUUAUUGUAAGCUUUUUUGCUGUAUAGCAUUUGAACUAUUAUAUAUAUGGUAUUAAGUUGGCAAUAUUCUCAAA